Messenger RNA from Lymnaea stagnalis (great pond snail), 3267 nucleotides. The record is from the annotation of a GenBank genome assembly. Lineage: Eukaryota; Metazoa; Mollusca; Gastropoda; Lymnaeidae.
UUGUGUUAAGAAAAUCAACAUGGCGCGGUUGCGUUUUCCUGGACGGCCUGGCAAUCGAUUUGAUCGGUAUGGAAUAAGAUAUGGUGCCGAUGAAGCUAGGCAAACUACAGAUCCAACUCUAGCAAUAGUAGCCAGCAUUCAUAAAGGUUUACAACGAUUCAGGGACUUAUUCGGAGAUUCAGACGAGGUACAUAAACUAUCCCCACGAUAACACACACUCUCCUUUUCAAAAUGGCUUCCUUCGAUUUGUCAUUAUUAGAAAUUUUACAAUCAAUGAAUCACUACAUUAUUACUUACGUUUUUUUAUUGCAUCUGCAUAAGGGAAUAUGAUUGUCUGAAAUAGUGUGAGUGUUUACUUACUCGAACUUUAAAUAUUACCGUAAAUAUCGAAUCACAACAAUUGGUCUACCGGGUCACACUACUAAGAAAUCAUAAAUGAGGAUGAAGUACCAAAACACUUCUUAUUCUUAGCAAUUUGUCAUUUAAGCCUUGGUCUACAAUCAGUUGCAAUGUAUAUAGUAUAUGUAGAUGACUUUAAAGUUGAAUUCGUAUUUUACAUGCAGUCUUCUUGUCAGUUGAUGAGAUCAUCAUUCAAAUCAAAAUGAAUUAUUCAAUGAAUUGGCUCUAAUGUCAUGACCAUGAUCUUGAUAAAUAAAAUAAUAAAGUUAAAGACUAACACUGUUGACUAAGUAAUCACUAAUGAAAAUGAAGCAAAGUUUGCCAUUUUAUUAAACAAUGGAAAAGUAUGAAUGGAAUAGGUCAAUUGACUUAAAUAAUUUUAGAUCAGAGUAAAUAGACCAUAAAUUAGUGUUGUCCUUGCCUUAUCAGUUAAAUAUCUUAGUCUGUUGAAUAGCUUAUGCUUGCCUAUAUUUUGAAAUUUGUGUUUAGUGCUCUUCAAAAAUGGGAUUAUUUGACAUAUGUUGCAUAAUCUGGCAUGAAGUUUAAAACCAUUUCAAGAGAAGAAGUUUUCUAAUUUUUCAUUCCUAUGAAUUGUUUUUUUUUUUUUUUCACUUUCUGAAUGGAUUAUAAUUCUCCAGCAAUUUGUUCCAAAUUAGGAAGUCAAUUCUGAUAAUGAUUUUUAAACAUAAACCAUUUCAAGAGAAGAAGUUUUCUAAUUUUUCAUUCCUAUGAAUUGUUUUUUUUUUUUUUUUUUCACUUUCUGAAUGGAUUAUAAUUCUCCAGCAAUUUGUUCCAAAUUAGGAAGUCAAUUCUGAUAAUGAUUUUUAAACACUCAAAUUAAUUUUAAAAAUCUUGCUGUCUAAAUUAUAUAAGAAUCACAUGACAUUUCUAGCUUUAAAUGGCACAUAUUAUUUUAAGCUCAUUCAUACCUAUGCACUAAUAUAACUUUCUUUUGUUUUAUCAUGUUUAAUAACUUAAUCAUCUGGGUUUAAUUUCAUAAUUUCUAAAAUUUAUUAUUCUCUGCAGAUGUGAAUUAAUGAAAAAUAAUUCCUCAAUAAUAUAUACAGUAAAUCGUUAUUUUUUCUGAACUAAUUGGAAACAUUGUUUUUUUGGAUAACCAACUGACACGGAAAGGUUGCACUAAAGAAGCUUGCGUGAAGAAAACAAAUAUUCUUACCUGCCUGAUAAUUAUUAAUGUUUGGUGCUUUAUUGCAUUUCUUUUAACCUUUUUUUUGUGCUUGAGGCCCACUUUUUAAACAUUUAUUUAUCUCCCUGGUCCCCUUCCUGUUAUUAAUAUUGAAAAACAGCUCUUUUUAAGUCCCUUUUCUCCAAGUUUUCAUGGUUCACAAACAAGUUUGAUGGGGGGGGGGGGGGGGGGCACACAACCAUAUGUGAUAUGUGAUAAGUAGCUGAUUGAUAUUAAAAAAUGGAGAGAACUGGAAUUAUUUUAUAAGAAAAGGGGUUGUUUUCAAAGAUAGAUGUCUGGCGCUUAGAAAAAAAUCUGAGGUCAUGUUUUUUCUUUGUAGAUGUGUCAUCUGUGACAUAUGUUAGUUAACAAGUUUCCCAGUCUGGUCUUUGCAGUUUGAAUCUUAGAUCAUACCUGAAUUGUGUGACAGGGGCGGGAAUUGUUAUCUGAUGUUUGUAAAUAAAUGUCUUAUGGCAUUGCAUAAUAUUAUAUACGGAUACCUGGUAUAAAUAAGGACAUGGUCUGUUCAGAUAACCUACAUUUUCAAAUAUUGGCGUCAGAAAAUGAACUUUACUGUAUAUGAGUAUAAAAUAUAAAGAAGUAAUCAAUGUUAUGUUUGCUUAUCAACCAAAAAUAUAACUAAUUUUAACCUAAUUAUUACACAUUUUUUUUUGUUUGCAGGAUGAUUUUGAAUUUGAAGGAUUCACCCCAAAAGAAGUUAAGGCAGCUGAGAAGAAACUCCAGUAUGCUAUUGAAAAUGAGAAACUGUGUCAGGAAGAGAAAACUCAGCAACAGAAGACAAGAUGUGAGAGAACACGGGCAACCCUUGCCAGCUUGACAGCUUGUGAUGAUAUUCCAAGGACUGUCUCCAACAUUUCAAAAUUUAAAAAAACAUACAAAAAAAUUGUAGAGACUGGAAUUGUUGUUAAAGCACGACGCAGAUUAAGACAAACAUUAGCUCAAGAUGUUGCUGAGGUAAAAGCUUUAUUUCCCACAGAGAAUGGUGCACCACACCCCAAAGUGAAUACUUUAGCUGCGCAUGUUAAAUUAAAGCCACCAAAUCAACAGCCAGUUUUCCGUAGACCAGUUGGGAGACCAAGUAAAAAAAGCGUUAACAAUUUAGGAACUACAGCUACUGACUAUCAAAAUGGAGUUGGUUAUGAUAACUCAACUGCUCCUGUAUCACUAUUCCCGCCAAAACCUUCAUCAAAGUAUAAGCAUGCAGCUAAACAGAUUUUGGCUAGAGCAACUAAGCAAGCUGCUAUCUCCAGCACCAGACACCUCAUGGCACCCACCCAUAAAGUUAGAAAAUUUGUUUUGCCCACAAAAAGUUCCAGAUCUUCUCGUGUGAUUAAACCUAACAAGAGGUUCCUUGAGGAUGACAGCAUCCAUGAGCUGGUUGCCAAACAGCCAAAACUCAGCCCCACUUUGCCCACUCCCGCAGCUACUUCCAACACCUCUAUCUUCGGUAUGCGCCUCUAUGAUGAUAAAUCAAACACAUUUUCAGUGUUUCAAACGCAUGGAUUAUCACUCUCACCUUUUAACAUGAACCGGGAAAAAGGUUUUCCAGCAUUUUCAGCAGCACCACAGCCAAGCGGCACAGCCAGUUUCACUGAUGGAAUCGGGAAUCAUAAGCCCUUGGGAUCUCUUGACCAGCCAUUAAUUAUUGAGGGCAAACGGCC